GCUGAUAUUGAUAGUAUAAUACCCAUACAGCAAUAGAGCUUUCCCAAAAAAAAAAUGUUUUUCUAAUACAAUACAUACAAUGAUAUGAUAUCAUGUUGACGUGAUAUACAUGGUGUAAUGGUGAUAUAAUAUCAUAUGAUAUGAUUGACGUUUUGCAAGGAAAUUUUUUUAAGCUCUAAAAUUUCAAUAUUAUAUCCAAUGCUAAAUAAGUUAAGUGGAAAGGUUAGCAAUGUUGAGUCAUUUACAUGUGCAUCACAUGAUAUGAUUUUAUAGUCGAGAAAUCUAAAACAAUGCAAUGAUGAUAUGUUGCGUUUGAUACUAAUAAUGCAAUCUUUUCGUAAUAUAAUAUGCAGUAUAGAGUAUUUAGAGGAAUUUUCUGAUGCAAUUGUACAUAAAAUGAUAUGAUGAUUAUAUACUUUGUUUGAUUUAAAUGAUGCAGUCAUAUUAUACUGUGACACAAAAUUUAAAGAACUUAGACGAAUUUUUAGCAAACAAAAAGGAAAAUAACUUUUUUUUUCUAUCGCAAAAUGAUGUGAUGUAAGGUCGAUGUGAUAUUUAUGAAGUCAUAGUGAUACAAUGUCAUAUGAUAUGAUUGGCUAUGAUGUGAUUUAAGGUCGAUGUUAUAUUUAUGAAGUUAUAGUGAUACAAUGUCAAAUGGUUUGAUUGGCUAUGACAUGAUGUAAGGUCGAUGUGAUAUUUAUGAAUUGAUAGUGGUACAAUGUUCUAUAUUAUGAUUGGCUAUGAUGUGAUGUACGGCUGAUGUGAUAAUUAUGAAAUGAUAGUGAUACAAUGUCAUAUGAUAAGAUUGGCUAUGACGUGAUUCUAUGAAGGAUUUUUUGAAACUCUGAAUUUCCACUAUCUUUUCUAAUGCUAAAAUAAGAUAAUUGGAAAAUGUAGCAAUGUCAAGUCAUUUACAUCUAUGUCACGUGAUGUGAUUAUAUUGUAGAAAAAUCAACACAAAAAGUGAUGAUGUCAUGAUGUGUUUGGCAUUAAUGAUGUGAUCUUAUAAUAAUAUCAUCCUCUAAAGACCGAGGAGUUUUCUAAAAAUUUUCUAAUGACAUAGUUACAUAAAAUGAUAUGAUGUAAUAUUGAUAUGAUAUUUACGAAAUGAUAGUGAUACAAUGUCAAAUGAUAUGAUCAUACGGUUUGCAAGGGUUUUUUUUUAACUCGGUAAUUUUACUAAUACAUAUUUCUAUUGCUGAAAUAACUUAAUUGGAAAAAGUAGUAAAGUAGCAAGUCAUAUGUAUAACGUGACGUGAUUUUUUAAUCGAAUGAAAAAAGAAAUACGACCAUGGUGUCAAUACAUUGGUAUUGAUGUGAUGCCAAGUACUCUAAAAUAAUAAUUGUAUCAGUUAAUGAAAGUGCUCACUAACAAUUUAUAUGUGCUUUUAUGUGUAUAGAAUAUUCCUUUUUUUUAUGUAUACCUAUCACAUCACGUCACAUCAUUCACACAAAACAUCACAGAACAUUAAGUGGUAAGAGUUAUUAUAUUUUUUAUGCUGGGAUAUUUCCUAGAUAAAAGAAAAAUUGCAUAUUUACAAAAAAAACUCUUCUCAGCGUCUCAAUGUCAUUGCGCUGCCCUUUGGCGUGGGGUCAUCUAUUGAGUCAACCUCUUUCAUUCAUAUAAAUUAUCUUUAAGUAUUUGAGUAGAAGCAGCGAUGAAUGUGAGCUCAAGUUGUUGAAUGAAUUGACUUGUAUUUUGUUUGUUCCGUUCUCAUUGUUUAUUAUUUACACUUUCAGUUUGUUUUUCCAGGUAAGAAUGUGAAAACACACUUUGUAUGUGUAUAUGUAUAAGCGUCAAUGCAUACUCAUAUUUAUGUAAUGUUAUGGACAACAAACAAAAGAAGUACAUCACUUUUGGUAAACUCUUAGAAACGAGUACACAGGAGUAUACAUUGUAUGACUUGGCGUCAUUGGAACCCUCUCUUGGUGUGAAUUCGAUAUUUACGUACAUAUUAUCUUGCUUAAAAUGCACACUUGUAGGCGCGCUUUACUGUAGCAGCCACAAGCGGCGCAGCCGUUCCGUUGUUUUGUUAUGCGCCUACCUGUUGCCGCUUUAUGGCCAAUGGUUGAUUGUUUGUUCUUUGAGCCGUGGCAAUCAACCGCUCACUCGCACACGCGUACAAACAAUUGUCUGUUGCGGCAAAUAAAGUCAAAAGUAUUUGGACUAAGCCGUCUCACCAUAUAGUUGUGCGUACACUGGCAUACAUAUAUGUAUGUGGCAGGAUGUAUUGGCAUUGAUGUCGGUUGGCAGUAAGAAGACGAUAAAAAUUAAAAAACAAAACAAAAUGCAAAAAACUGUAAAAGAAAUCAAAUACAAACAUCAUUCAAAACUCUAGACGAUUUACCACGAAUGUGUAGUUGCCCUACUCUGGGCGAAAUUAAAGAAAAUUAUCCAGAGAAUAUAGGGAAAAGGAGAUGUCUAGCUUCUUGUAAUCUCAAGCGAGUAGAAAGUUUUCAGAUCCUCCUUUCUUUGGCUACAUUUAUUUUUGUCUCUUCCAUCCUUAAUAUGGUCGGCCAUCUUUCCAUAUGGACGCUCUAUGUUGUUAGAAUCUUAAGACAUGUCUUUCAUUAAACUAAUAUUUAAUUUCUAAUCGGAAACUAAAGUCUUGGAUUUCUUUCUAAUAUCGGCCCAGUGAGUCGGAAAAUAAAGCAGCAACCAAGUUCCGUUUAUGAGAAUGUGAAUGGUUAUAUAUUGUACAAGUCAAAUGGAAAGGUUGGGUUAGGUUGAACUGAUCUACUUCUUGGGGAGUCUCACAUCGACGAUAUUGGAUCGCUUGUGUUACCAGAAGCACUGCAACCGAACAAGAUUAUAUAUUGCUGCACUUCCUUUAGAUCUCUGGGGUUUCAACAACAUUUUUGUUCUCUUAACAAAUUCAAGCAGGCUUCUCGGUACUUUAACCACUCCAAACUAAAGAUCCGACAAUUUAUCUUUUGUCUACCGAUUGCCAGGCACUUACAGAUUACGAGCUGUACGGUCUCUACCCCUUCCAUACAUUUCCAAUAGCCAAUGCCCUGCUAAGAAGUCCGUUAUUGUUGUUAUUAUAGAGGUUUGAUAGACUCUGUUUAGGGGCAAAUGACUCAAGUCAUUUAUCGGGAGGCUCAGGAAACAUAUUUUCUCGAUUACGCGUUUCUCACAAGGUAGUGAUACUUGGGGCUUGGAUUCCAAUGGUGUCAAUCAUGUUGAGUUGAUGAUAGUUUUAAUUGACGCUCUGGGAAUGAUGUUAACAUCCAGUCUAUGGCACGUUACUGCUGUCGGUUCAAUGUAGCAUUGCUUGGUUGAAGGUUCUGCUUCAAGAAAGCAGGAAUGUACGCCUAGGAAGUGGGAGCUCUCUGGGCUGUAGGGAAGUGUACUUCCUGAGAACACUGAAUGUACUUGCUAGAGUAGCCCUAGAGUAAGGGUUUUUAGUGGGCGUGCAAAAAAGCGGACCAAGUGUUGACAUACUUUCGGCGAAUAACGUUUUGGACCUGUCGAUGGCUCGUUUUGUCUAACCAUUCUGUGAUAAGUCGCUAAAUGAAGACCGUUAAGUCUUGAUCCUAAGGUAAGGAUUAUCCCACGGUAGCAUCCCACCAGAUACUCUUAUGCUUCUUAGGGUGAUAUCAGACAUGCUUUUAGUUUUUUUAUCUGCAUCUCACUAGUACCCGAUAUCAAUUUCGGUGCGUCGUUAUUUGUCACCGAGUCCUGUAAGCCUUACAAGUUACGAGCAACGUUUCUUUGUUUUCAUGUGACUUUGGAUUUGUUUCCUUUGACUCAACGUAUGUUCAUAGCAAUCUAACACGAAAGCCUCGAAGGAGUUCAAGCUAGAUCCGUCCAUCAGAGCCCAAACUAAAUGAAUAUUGCCUGCUCGUCCAACAAACCAUCGGUAAGCUACACUCCAUUCAGCGAUAUGUUCAUUAGAGGAUUAAAAGAAGUUUUGAAUUUCAUAUUAAAAAUCAAAAUUCGCACGAACCAUAGUAAAGAUCUACAUAAGAAAGGAAACGAAAGAACGAUCUUAGAAACAUAAGUAAAACGAAAGGAUGGACAGUUUCCUAAUAACAGAAGCUAAGGACUAAACAAACAGGAAUUGAGCUCAAAGGUCACUUGUUAUGGAUAGAGUAUGAAAUGCCAAAGGAAAGUACUAUACUUUUUCUUGAGUUUUAAACGGAGUUCGACACACAGACCCACAGUCCACUAAGGCAAAGACGAGUCACCGCUAUGGUGUCUGUACGCAGUGGCUCAAACACUUCGGUGUAGCGCGCAAUAACUCAAAUAUCAAUAAAGAAUGAAUCGUUUUUGUUGUUGUUGGUUGUCUGCAGCGGAAUAAAGUGAUCUUUUUUUUUGGCCACUCAAUGCAGUCAACAUGAAGUGGUUAGUUGGUUCACUUUGACGUUUGGGUGCAUACAAGAAUUUUGUUGGCUAAUUAGACUUGGUUAGCGCCUACAAACCCGGCAGACAGACUCAGUGUGUGUGUAUGUGAGCAUACGUAAUAUGUGAGUUAUGUGUAUUUUCACUCUGCUGGUCUGUUAUGUACAUAUGCACGAGUAUGUAUGAAUGUGCGUGUUAUGUAGAAAGCGGCAUUUGAAGAGGAUGCUGCACCAGCAGCAGCUACAUGCGUACGUUGUCAAGCCGUUGAAGGCGCUCAAUCAGUCAGAAUUUAGAAACGUAUCGAGGCAGACGUCAUAAGUUAGAGAACUUAACUAUUUUCCUAACGGUUUUCCUUUAUAAAUACAAUAUUAUUGUUUAUUUUCCAAUUGUUUUUGUUUUUGGUGCCCUUAAGCGACUCUGUAGUGUUGGAAUAUUUUAAAAUGUUGUUGCUCUUCUUAAGUUGUGCACAACUCCUGCUCCAUUGGGUUGGUGCAGCGAAUGCAGAUGGUAACGUUGAGCCUCCGCUGCGUAGAAAAGAAUUUGUUACACUGCAUAAAUGGACCGAAUUGAAAUUAACUCUGCCGGAUGGCUAUCAACAGCCAGCGCCGUUGGACGCAUUACGCUACGCGCAGGAUAAACUGCUGCCAGUGGAUGUCGAUGUGGAGUACGGAGAUGAUGGUUACCAUCGCACUUUCUUGACCAUACCACGUUUGAGUCAUGGUGUGCCCUACUCGCUCGCAGUUGUGGCUGACAGCGAUAAUUCGACUAUUCUGAAUCCAAAUCUGGUGCCUUAUCCCAGCUAUGAUUGGCACUCAAGUUUCGGACAGAACUGCAGUAGUUUAACAUCAGCCAUAAGAACUUUCAUUGAUGACUGCUGGCGUUUGUGGGUUGUGGAUUUGGGUCAAAUUAAUGCCAUUCAAUACUGCGCUCCACAAAUACUCGCCUUUGAUUUGGUCACAGAUCAGCUGAUACACCGUUAUAUUAUUCCUGCAUCGCAAUAUACGCCGGGUGUAUCGAUUUUUACAGCACUGGCAGUAGAUGUGGACCCCUCCGUGCCGGGCGCUGAGUGUUCCAACGCUAUGAUCUAUAUUGCUGAUCCUUGGGGUUAUGGUUUGAUUGUUUAUAAUAUGCAGCAGGGGCAAUCGUGGCGCAUACAAAAUGCACACAUGCAGCCGGAUGAGCUGUUGACACCGGAAAAAACCGGCAACAGUGGAAUUUUCACCGUGAGCAUAAGUCCAAGGAGGCAUGACGCGGAGGCAGCCAACCGUCGUUUAUAUUUCCAUGCUUUGAACAGCUUUCUGGAGGUCAGUGUACCAUUAUUUCUGGUCAACAAUGCUACACUCUGGACACUUCCCAAGGAUGUGGAAACCCAAAAGGAGUUGCUUAACGAGUUUCGUGUAGUCGGCAGUCGGGGCAUACAAUGCGAGUCUGAGGCCAUGGAUAGUGAUGGAAAUUUAUAUUGUAGCUUGAUUAGUUCGAGCGCACUGAUUGCUUGGAGGGAGGACAGCGAAUAUGAUUCGGAUCAUUUGAAGGUAGUCGCCUACAAUCCGGAUAAAUUACGGUUUGUCACCGGCUUAAAGGUGAAUCGAAACAACUUGGAUGAGGAUGAAUUGUGGGCUUUGAGUAGUAAUCCAGAAGUGAGUAAUAUUUGGAAAUAUUUUUGUUCAAAAAAAAAAAAAUAUAUAUAUAUAUAUAUAUUCCAUCUAAUAUUAUCAAAUGUUUUAGCUAUUUGUUGGUGGAAAUGUGCUUUUGGACGAUAUAAAGUUCCAAAUCAUUGGUUGUGGAGUCAAAAAUUUGCUGGAAAACGAGCCUUGUGCGGUAGUAAUAAAUCAUUUGCGGAAAGCGUGAGGAGGAAAAAAAUAUUUUCAACAAUAUUUUAAGAAAUAAAACCAUUAA
Molecule: messenger RNA, 6241 nt
Organism: Ceratitis capitata (Mediterranean fruit fly)
Lineage: Eukaryota; Metazoa; Arthropoda; Insecta; Diptera; Tephritidae
Gene: yellow-e3
Product: protein yellow
Exons: 5
Coding region: 4786-6225 (479 amino acids)
Cellular component (GO): extracellular region
Source: RefSeq, a predicted model, not a curated record